CUUUGGCGCUGGGAAAAUGGCUACUUGAUCAACAAGAAGUCUGGGUUGGUUAUGGAUAUUCGUGGUGGUAAUCUUUUGUCCGAUAGUUAUAUUGUCCAGUAUGACCGCAAAAUGACUCAAGCUCACAACCAAAGAUGGGGCUAUCGUGAUGGGUACAUUUACUGUUUAGCCGAUCCCCGUCUCGUUUUGGAUAUAAGAGGUGGUGGACAUAAGGAAGGUACCAGAAUUUGUUUAUACACUCGUAAGGAUUCCGAUGACAAUGAGAACCAACAGUGGAUUGUUGAGCCUUAU
This is a messenger RNA of Mycotypha africana, 291 nucleotides long. RefSeq names its product ricin B lectin domain-containing protein. The record is from RefSeq and is a predicted model, not a curated record. Lineage: Eukaryota; Fungi; Mucoromycota; Mucoromycetes; Mucorales; Mycotyphaceae. The annotation marks the transcript as partial. The transcript has 3 exons.